CAACACACGUCCGGCACAAAGAUUGGGCCGUGGUAGAUCAAAAGCUAUGCAUGGCAUGGCGGCAGAUUCAUCGGCAAUGUUGAGAAGGCCGUCACCAGUGGCUGUCCCAGACCGCCAGAACACCUUGGCCGAUGUCUUUGCUGAAUGCUUUCACGGCAUUGCCAGUAAGGACCUCGUCUUUGCUUCCGCUGCGCAGACAUCGUACUGGCCAUCAAGUUUCUGGAGUUCGUCCUCCAGCUGGCGCCGGCAAAUGCAUUGGCCGACAGGCUUUCCUUUUGCUCCGUGUCUCCUCUUCAACAUGUUCCUGUUCCCGCUGUCCUUUCUCCUUGACAACGACGUAGUACUCCUCUACGCCAUCGUAAAGGUUGGAUCAAUGGGUGCUCCUGGCGAGUCUUCCCACGAGGCCUCUAGGGUCUCGGCUUUCGCAAUGCAGAGGCGUGACAAAUGGGGACUGUUGCCCCAAGCGUAGUGCGGAACUCUUCCGCGGAGCACAGCAAAGAAUGCAGG
Cladocopium goreaui is the source of this 507-nucleotide messenger RNA. Lineage: Eukaryota; Dinophyceae; Suessiales; Symbiodiniaceae. The record is from the annotation of a GenBank genome assembly.